GCGGCCAGCAUGAAGCAGCCGGGGCAGCGCGGUGAUGACAACCAAGCCGACGAGAUGAUCGAGACGAGCAGUCGAAGCCGGGUAGAGGUCAGCAGUCGAAGCCGGGUAGAGAUCAGCAGUCGAAGCCGGGUAGAGACCUGCGACCACCUGGAGGCCAGCGCGCAUGGCCACCACGAGGUCGAGAUCGAGCUCGCGACCAUGUCCUCGACCUGCGGUCCGGCGUACACGCAGCUCCGAACGCCUCGACCAAGCACGGACGCGUCGAUGCUUCCCGAAGACGACGAAGCGUCGCGAUCUGCUGGCAGCAAGAUGGGCGCAGCGCGGCCUCAGGCUUCCCAUCAGCUGCGCAUCGACUGCUCUUCGACGCAGUACGAGACCACUCCGGCGCCCGAUGCUAAUGGCUUGACGACGGACCGCGUGUACCGCGAGCGCUCGCAGCGGGGCAUGACGCUGGUGUACGCGCCGACGAUCCGCGAGCAGCUGCAAGCCCACAUGACGAGCCGUGUUGGUGUCUACCUCGAGCUCAUCAACACGUCGUUCAGCGUCCUCUGCUGCCUCUUCUACCUCUUCCAGCUCUACGCACCAACAAUGUACGACGCGCUGCAGAUCCAAGUCGUCGAGAUCACACUCACGUGUUACUUUGCGUUGCAUUAUCUCGUACACUUCUACACGACCGAGGACGUGUGGCAGUUCGUCUUGUCGAUGAACGGCGUCAUUGACGUCAUCACGAUCGUACCGGCGUUUAUCAUGUUUUUGAGCACAACCCAAAACUCGAAAGCGCUCACAAUCUUCCGCGUCUUCCGCGUCUUUCGGGCGCUGCGCGUGCUUCGGCUCUACCGUCUCAUUCGCAGCCGCAAGCACGGAUACAACUACGAGUGGGGUGUCUUUACGUUCUCGAUCUGCGCCAUCAUCUUUGUCGCGGCCGGCAUCUUCCAGGCGCUCGAAGACUACCCCGAGCGCACUCGGAACAUCGAGUUCCACGACGCCCUGUACUUUAUCCUUGUCACGUUGGCCACGAUUGGGUACGGGGACAUUGUCGCGACGACGACCUUGAGUGAGGUCUUUGUGAUGGGGCUCAUCGUGGCGGUCGUGACAGUCGUCCCGGGCCAGCUCACGCGCCUCAACGCACUUCACAAGCCGCGCUACGCCCACGACGACGCGUACCGAGGCCGUCCAAAGAAGAGCCACGUCGUAGUCUCGGGGCACAUUGCCCACGAAGCCUUUGCGGACUUUCUCACCGAGUUUUACCACCCGAGUCGCGGCGUCGUGGACUUUGACGUGGUUGUGCUUGGGCGUGACGCGCCCUCGGACGUCAUGACGCGCCUCCUUGGCAACGUCGCGUACGCCGCCAAGACGACGUACCUCAAAGGCUCGUUGAUGCUCGAGAAGGACCGGUCUCGUGUUCACCUGGAGAACGCGGAGGCGGUGUUUGUGCUCGCGAACCGCCAGUCGGCCGACCACGCGGCCGAAGACGCCUCGACGCUGCUCCAGGCGCUCAGCGUGCGCAACUACGCCGACAGCACCGGCCGGCGCGUGCGCACGUAUCUGCAAAUGAUUGCUGACGCGCACCACGACCUCUCGCACAUCAUUGGCGCCACGCAGACGCUGCAUACGAACCGCAUGAAGGACGACAUUGUGGCGCGUGGCACCGUGUGCCCCGGGGCCUGCGCGCUCAUUCUCAACCUCAUCCAGUCGAUCGACGAGAAAAAGUACCAAAAGCACAUUCUCGGGCCCGCGCCGUGGAUCCAAGAGUACAUUGGCGGCAUGAGCCGGCAAAUUUACGCCAUUGUCUUUUCCGAAGCGUUUGACGGCCACCUCUUUCAAGACGUAGCGCGGCGCGUCUACCACGGGUUUGAGAGCAUUUUGCUGGCGGUGUACCGCCGCGACAAAGACGAAGGCCAUCCCCGCGUGUGUUUGGGUCCGUUUCACAAGCCGAUUCUUGAAGGGGACAUUGGCUUUGUCGUCGCGUCGUCCUCGUACGUCGUGCACCAGAUCCUCGCCGACUAUAGUAUGCUGGUGCACAACGAAGCCGAAGACGCUUCGUCCCGAUCGCGUUCGACGUCGUUCCGGCAUCACCCGCUGAUUUCAACCAAUAACCUACUCCACCGGCAGUCGCCGCUGCACCAGCGCCUCAGCCAGUCGAUUCGGUCGCCAACCGACCAAGGGAGCUUUGGCUUUGAGUCGGUCAUGUCGCUGGACGAAGCCAUUCGCCACGCGACGAAGAAGGCGACUAAGUCACUCACGCAACACGUCGUGCUCUGCGGGUCCCUUCGUCAUAUCGUGCCCGUCAUCCAUCGUCUUCGGCGUAUGUACUAUCAGCUUGACGGUCAGUACCCGUCGCUCGUGCUGCUUUGUGACACGGCGCCGACACCUCAUGACUUUCCACCCGACUAUGCGCUGCCAAGUCACGUGCAUUUUGUCAUUGGGAGCUCGUUGCGGUGCGCCGAUCUCGUCCGCGUCGGCGCGCCCAACGCCAAAGCCGUCCUUCUCUACCCGUACGACUCGCAACAGCACUUUCGAAACGAGAGCAGCACCGACGAGAGUAGCGACACCACCACGUGUCUCCUCGACUACGGCGUCGUGACGUCGCUUCUGUGCUUGGAAACAGCCAGCGACCUCGCGCAUGUCGCGCUCAACGCCGAGUCAGCGGCGGCCCAAGACGACUUGGUGUUUUACGCCUCAAACCGCGUGCCGCUCUCGGCGGUGCAAGAUCACCUGGUAUGCCACUACCCAAAUUUGAACCCAGCGCUCUUCCGCGGUACGUCGUCGAUCCAGAGCAUGAGCGCGCGGUUACGGCAACACUCGGCGGCCGAGACGCCCGAGUCCCACGAAGUGCCGUGCGUCGCGGUCCUCACGCGCGGCAGCAACAUCAAGUUUUGCCGCCCGCGCGACGUCCACGUGUGUGCGGACGACCUUCCGUACCUGGCGCCGGCGUACGCUGCCGGGCGCGUCUUUGUCGACAGCCGUCUCGACUUGCUCUUGUGCCAAGCGUUCUACAACCCGUACAUCACCGAAGUCAUCCACGCGCUUGCGGGCUCCGAGUCGGACGCGCCGAUUUUGCGCUUGGUGGAGCUGCCAUCGGCGCUUGUCGGGCUCACGUUUGGGGACUUGGUGCUGCGUAUGCUCUCGAGCGACGCGAUCGUCCUCGGGCUCUACCGGUGUCCGCACAAGCGCCUUGGCAAUUUGCUACCGUACGUGUACACGUCGCCGCCCCGCGAGACCCGCCUACACUCGAAAGACAAGGUGUUUCUUCUUGCGCGCGAGGCCACCGUCCCCUAACCCUCAUUUCACUGAUUAAGGUAUUGGCGAUAGCCACUAUAUUGCCGUGCUAUAUUGUCGCGAGAAUAUGGACAAC
Messenger RNA from Saprolegnia diclina VS20, 3355 nucleotides. RefSeq lists its product as hypothetical. Gene Ontology annotation, cellular component: membrane. NCBI's taxonomy places the organism in Eukaryota, Oomycota, Saprolegniomycetes, Saprolegniales, Saprolegniaceae. Gene Ontology annotation, biological process: potassium ion transport; transmembrane transport. The record is from RefSeq and is a predicted model, not a curated record. The transcript is spliced from 12 exons. Gene Ontology annotation, molecular function: monoatomic ion channel activity. The coding region runs from base 10 to 3279 and encodes 1089 amino acids.